AUGCUGGUGGGGUUGAAGACGCUGGUGCUGACCAAGUGUGAGGAGCUGAGUAGCCCCCCUGAGGCAUUGCCGCCCUCCCUUGAGACCCUCUGCUUGGGGCCGUUCGUGGAAGGCUGUGACCAUGUGGUGGACGUCUCCAGGCUGUCGCAGCUGAGGGUGCUCAAGCUGGAUUGUGUUGGGGUGCGACACGGGCCUGCCGUGAUCUGCAGGUUGCCGUGCCGCGAGCAGGAGGGGCAGGAGGAGCAGGUGCGGCAGGUGGUGCAGGGGGAGCAGGGGGUGCAGGGGGUGCAGGGGGUGCAGGGGGAGCAGGGGGUGCAGGGGGAGCAGGGGGAACAGGGGGAGCAGGGGGAACAGGGGGAACAGGGGGAGCAAGGGGAACAGGCGGAGCAAGGGGUGCACGGGGAGCAGGGGGGAAAGGGGGUGCAGGGGGAGAAGGGGGGAAAGGGGGUGCAGGGGGAGCAGGUGGAGCAAGGGGGGCAGGGGGAGCAGGGGGAGCAGGGGGAGCAGGGGGAGCAGGGGGAGCAGGGGGAGCAGGUGCUGAAUCUGGAGACGCUGGAGAUGCGUUUAGAUUACCGUGAAAAGCUAGAGCUCCCAAUCCCCUUGACUUUUCUCCCUCGCCUGCGCAGCUUGCUCAUAGAUGUGCCUGGUCUCUGCAGCCUCCCGGAAAGCAUGGGGGCAGCCAUGCCACAGCUGCGGCACCUGGAGCUUCGUUCUUGGUCUCCGGAGGAGCUGCCUGAAAGCAUUGGAGAGCUCCGUUCCCUGAUGUCACUCACGAUUGAAGCGCCUCAGCUGGUGGCGCUACCUCAAGGCAUGACCUGCUUGUCUCGGCUGCGCAGACUGAAUCUGAAAUGCUGCUAUGCGUUGCGGCAGCACCCCAAGAGGCUUUUCCACCAGCUCACCUGCCUGCAGCAGCUGGUUCUCAAAAGUACCCCAGGUGGACACCUCCCCGAUUACAUGCUGUUCGAUGAUGACGAGCCUGACUCGCCUGGUUGCCUUUAG
Molecule: messenger RNA, 999 nt
Organism: Closterium sp. Yama58-4
Lineage: Eukaryota; Viridiplantae; Streptophyta; Zygnematophyceae; Desmidiales; Closteriaceae
Source: the annotation of a GenBank genome assembly